This is a messenger RNA of Aureobasidium melanogenum CBS 110374, 477 nucleotides long. Its product is annotated as mitochondrial intermembrane space import and assembly protein 40. Gene Ontology annotation, biological process: protein import into mitochondrial intermembrane space. NCBI's taxonomy places the organism in Eukaryota, Fungi, Ascomycota, Dothideomycetes, Dothideales, Saccotheciaceae. Gene Ontology annotation, molecular function: protein-disulfide reductase activity. The annotation marks the transcript as partial. The transcript is spliced from 3 exons. Gene Ontology annotation, cellular component: mitochondrial intermembrane space. The record is from RefSeq and is a predicted model, not a curated record.
UCGCGGAGAUUUCUUAGUACCGCACCUCCGCAUGAGAAGUCACGAAGCUGGAAGAACUCGGCCGUGAGAUGGACUUUGGCCGGUGCUCUGGUCUACUACUACAACACCAGCAAUGUCUUUGCCGAGGAGCAAUCCUUUGUCAGACACGCGCCACCGGAGACACAAAUCGAGUCAGAGACGCUUCCCACUCUCGAUGCAGUAACAGCGAAACGUCACGCCCUCCAGGCCCAACCUGAAGAUGGUGCUCUUGCUGGAUCGCCUCAGGAUCUGGAAGAGGAGGCUGGCCAACAGGGUGCUUUCAAUGAGGAGACUGGCGAGAUCAACUGGGACUGUCCAUGCCUUGGUGGUAUGGCUUACGGACCUUGCGGCGAGCAGUUCAGAGAGGCUUUCAGCUGCUUCGUCUACUCAAAGGAGGAGCCCAAGGGCAUGGACUGCAUUGACAAGUUCAAGUAUGUCGAUGCAUCGGUGAAUUGCAGC